GAUCAAUCUCUUUUCAAUCGUCUCGAGAAACCUUUCACCUUCAUUUCACUAAACCACCAAAAGUGGCAUUUUCUCACCAUGCCAUUGAUCCGUAACCCCAUUCUUCCAGGGUUCAAUCCUGAUCCCUCAAUCCUCAGAGUUGGGAAAGACUAGUAUAUCCAUAAGCUCCAAUUGAUGGAAUCUAUAUUAAUAUUGGCUCAGUUACAUAGCAACAUCAACUUUUGAAUGGUUUCCUGGCGUGCAAAUCCACCAUUCAACGGACCUCGCAAACUGGGAACUCAUAGUGCGACCACUCACUCAGAAGUCCCAAUUAGACAUGCGAGGAGAACCAGAUAGUUGCGGAGUCUGGGCACCCUGCCUCACACACGACGGUGAGAAAUUCUGGCUCGUCUACACAGACGUAAAGCGAAAAGACGGUUCCUACAAGGAUACACAUAACUACAUCGUCACCGCACCCUUGAUUGAAGGUCCCUGGUCCGAUGCAGUAUAUGUGAAUUCCUCUGGUUUCGACCCCUCGCUCUUCCACGAUGACGAUGGCAAGAAGUGGUUCGUUAAUAUGCAUCAAGACCACCGUCGGCGUCCAAAUAUGUUUGCCGGUAUCGUACUGCAGGAGUGGGAUCACGCCGCGGGAAAACUGAUUGGUGCGAGAAAGAAUAUCUUUCUUGGGACGGAAUUGGCUUUUGUUGAGGGUCCUCAUCUUUAUAAUAGGAAUGGGUGGUAUUAUUUAUUGACGGCUGAAGGUGGAACUGGCUAUAGACAUGCUUGUACACUUGCUCGGUCAAAGGAUAUCUGGGGUCCUUAUGAGUUGCAUCCCCAGAAAUACAUACUGAGUGCAAGAAACGCACCUUUUGCUGCGCUUCAACGCGCUGGUCAUGGAGGUGAGCUAGAUUUUAAUAUCUUCCUUAUUAAUAAUAUUGCUGGAGCCAAUGCUAAUUGCAUACUCUGGACCUACAGAUAUCGUGGAAACGCCUGAAGGAAAGACGUACUUGGUUCAUCUUUCUGGUCGGCCCAUAACUCAAAAGCGACGAUGCAUAUUGGGAAGAGAAACAGCUAUUCAAGAAGCUUAUUGGGGUAAGUCCAUUCAAAAUAUGAUUCCACAGAAGCAUUCGAUGCUCAAAAAUCUUAUUCAAAAUCACAUUCCCCUGCUUGGCAAGUCUCAAAGAUAACGCUGACCUUGAUCAGGAGACGAUGAGUGGUUGUACAUUAAGAAUGGGCCAAUUCCAUCACUUCACGUCGAAGUGCCUGGAAAACGAGAUGAUACAAAAUACUGGGCAGAGCAACGAUAUACAUUCAAAGAUAAACUACACCAAGACUUCCAAUGGCUAAGAACCCCAGAACCAGAUCGCAUCUUCAAAAUCGAGGAUACAAAGCUCACUGUGUUCGGUCGUGAAUCAAUAGGAUCGUGGUUUGAGCAAUCAUUGGUGGCAAGAAGACAAACUCAUUUCUCAUACGACGCCGAGACGACAGUUGACUUUCAUCCAACAGAUGAGAGACAAUUUGCUGGACUUACAGCAUACUACUGUCGGUACAACUUCUUUUACCUCACAAUUACAGCCCACUCAGAUGGGAAACGAGAACUUCUCAUUCAGAGCUCGGAAGCUUCUUGGCCAGAAGCUAAACUUCAGAUGCCCUUCGUGGAUCCUGUACCACUUCCGGAAGAAGGAAAAGUAAAACUUGCACUUUCGAUUCGUGGCCGCGAAUUGCAAUUUUUCUAUGCUCUUGAAGGAGGGGAACUGGAAAAGAUUGGACCAGUAUUUGAUGCUAGCAUACUUUCUGAUGAGUGUGGUGGACAUCAGAAUGAUGGAAGUUUUACCGGUGCUUUUGUUGGGAUGGCGUGUUCUGAUGUGAACGGAAUGGUGUUACCUGCAAAGUUCGACUAUUUUCUCUAUCGACCCGUUCAGCAUGAUAGCGAUAGAUAUGAAGUUCACACACAAUAA
Molecule: messenger RNA, 1937 nt
Organism: Hymenoscyphus albidus
Lineage: Eukaryota; Fungi; Ascomycota; Leotiomycetes; Helotiales; Helotiaceae
Source: the annotation of a GenBank genome assembly